Molecule: messenger RNA, 540 nt
Organism: Dendronephthya gigantea
Lineage: Eukaryota; Metazoa; Cnidaria; Anthozoa; Malacalcyonacea; Nephtheidae
Exons: 2
Coding region: 1-321 (106 amino acids)
Source: RefSeq, a predicted model, not a curated record
AUGAAUGUAAAAAGAGAAGAGAAAGAGAAUGAACAUGAGAUGAACAGCUACAGAUUGACAGAAGAAUCAAACAAUCCAAUCUACGAAUCCGUUGAUAAUGAUCUUGAUGUCAAAAGCAACGAAGAACAGCAAACAUUGCAACCAGGCCAUGUCUAUCAAGAGCUGGAAAAUUCACAGAAUAGCACUUCAUGUACCACCAAUCAUGAAUAUAGUACUCCAUGUGAUGAGAUGAUGUCGAACAGUGAUAGUCCUAAAAAUUCCCUGGCGUUCAAUGACACGGAUGGCCUUACUCACUUUAAUGAACUUUACGAAGCUAGUUGAAAAAUAAUAUUUUUCUGUAAUUGUCAAGUAGGGCAGGAAUGAAUUUAGUUUUGGUGGGAAUCACUAGUGGCACUUGCAUAAAUAGAACCUUUUAUUUAACGAUAAAAAAUUAAAGCUUCACAAUAGAAUUCUAAAACCGCGUGAAUCACGUCUUCGGGGCUCUCGAGAUGUUUCGGAUAAUCCUCGAGAUGUUUCGGGUCCAAGCCUGCACACAGACCU